Molecule: messenger RNA, 9468 nt
Organism: Scylla paramamosain (green mud crab)
Lineage: Eukaryota; Metazoa; Arthropoda; Malacostraca; Decapoda; Portunidae
Product: potassium voltage-gated channel protein eag-like
Exons: 21
Coding region: 562-4182 (1206 amino acids)
Biological process (GO): regulation of membrane potential; potassium ion transmembrane transport
Cellular component (GO): plasma membrane
Molecular function (GO): voltage-gated potassium channel activity
Source: RefSeq, a predicted model, not a curated record
CACCAUCCACUCCUCUCUUCCUCUCACCAUCUCCUCUUCCUCCUUCUCCAUACAUCCCCUUCACUUCAUUAAUCUCUCCCCUUCCUGUUUCCUUCCUUCCUUGUCCUUUUAUUCCCCGUCUUUAUCACCGUUACUGUCUCCUUUUUCACUUUUUGGUUCUUUGGUCAGACAUACACAUAAUUCUUCUUCUUCUUCCUCUUCCUCCUCCUCCUCUUCUUUCUGUACCCUUUCACCUUGUUAUUUCUAUAUUUUCCUCCUAUUCUCUAGUUUCUCUUUAAAAUAGUUCUUCUUUCUUCCCUUUCUCUCAUUUUCUUCUCUCUUCUCUUUCUUUUCUUCUGUUUUGUAUAUUCUGUUUUGCCUGUUCUCAUUUUUUUUUCGUCUCUUGUCUUCCUGUUUCUCCUCGUCCUCCUCCUCCUGUUCCUUUUCUUCUUUUUCUUCUUGUUCUAGUUCUUUUCUCCUUCUUGUUCUUGUGCUUCUAAUUAUUGUCGUCAUUGUUAUUUUUGUUGUUGUUGUUGUUGUUGCUGUUGUUGUACUCUUUUUUCUUGUUCUUGUUGUUUUUCUAUGACUUUUCUUCUUCAUCUUCUUCUUCCUCCUACUGAACCCAGUCACCCCUUCUUCUCCUCCUUCUCCUUCUCCUUCUCCUCCUCCUCCUCCUCCUUCUUCUUCUCCACUUGCACCCAGUUAACCCUACCUCACAUCACCCCAAUCUCGAGUCUCGCCCUUAUCUUGCCUUCCCCCGCCUCUCAGAGCACUAAGCCUCUCGUUUCCCUUGCAGCGGACUCCAGUUUCCUCUUGGCCAACGCUCAGAUCGUGGACUACCCCAUCGUGUACUGUAACGAGUCUUUCUGCAAAAUUGCUGGUUACAACAGAGCGGAGGUGAUGCAGAAGUCAUGCCGCUGCAGCUUCAUGUACGGGGAGCUGACAGACAAGGAGACGAUAUCCCGGAUAGAGCAGUGUCUUGAAAACCAGCAGCAAGACCAGUUUGAGAUUCUCCUCUACAAGAAGAACCAUUCUAAGAUGUUUUUUGGCCCAACCAAGAGUAAAACCACGGGGACUCCAUUAUGGCUCCUCCUGCACAUUGCGCCCAUCAAGAACGAGAAGGACAUUGUGGUGCUGUUCCUGUGCACUUUCAGGGACAUCACGCCACUGAAACAACCAAUCGAGGCCGAAGACUCCAGAGCAUCGGACAGCACCGAGAGCUCUGGGGGAAGGCUGCCCACCAAAACGGGCCUCAGCAAGUUCGCCAAACUGGCCCGCUCAGUCACCAGAAGCAGGUCGGUGCUGGUGACUCAGUUCUCCUCACACCUGCCGGUCAUGAAGGAUGUGGCCAAGCAAUCCAACAUCACACACAUGAUGAGCCUAAACAGCGAUGUUAUGCCUCAGUAUCGUCAGGAAGCCCCGAAGACUCCGCCGCACAUCCUGCUUCACUACUGUGCCUUCAAGGCUAUCUGGGACUGGGUCAUCCUCUUCCUCACCUUCUACACGGCCAUCAUGGUGCCCUACAACGUGGCCUUCAAGUACAAGACCUCAGAGGACGUGUCUCUCCUGGUGGUGGACUCAAUCGUUGACGUGAUAUUCUUUAUAGACAUCGUGCUCAACUUCCACACCACCUUUGUAGGGCCUGGAGGCGAGGUGGUGUCUGAUCCUAAGAUAAUACGAAUGAACUAUCUCAAAUCGUGGUUUCUGAUAGACCUCUUGUCGUGCCUACCUUAUGAUGUAUUCAACGCUUUUGACCACGAUGAAGAUGUAAGUAAGUGUGGCAUUCAAGGAGAAGUGAAUGAUAAAGGCAUCGGAUCUCUCUUCUCUGCUCUGAAAGUAGUGAGGCUGCUGCGAUUAGGACGCGUGGUACGAAAACUUGAUCGGUACCUGGAAUACGGUGCUGCAAUGCUGGUGUUGUUGCUGUGCUUUUAUAUGCUGGUGGCUCACUGGCUGGCGUGCAUCUGGUACAGCAUAGGUAAAAGUGACGCAGACAACGGUAUACAAUACUCCUGGUUGUGGAAACUGGCUAACGUCACGCAAACCCCUUACAAGUACAUCAUCUCCAACGGGUCAAACAUGCUGGAGCUGACGGACGGCCCCAGCAAGAAGACCAUGUACGUGACCUCUCUCUACUUCACCAUGACCUGCAUGACCUCGGUGGGCUUCGGCAACGUGGCAGCAGAGACGGACAAUGAGAAGAUUUUUACGAUUUGCAUGAUGAUUAUUGCAGCACUUCUCUACGCCACGAUCUUCGGCCACGUGACCACCAUCAUACAGCAGAUGACGUCAGCCACAGCCAAGUACCACGAGAUGCUGAACAACGUGCGGGAGUUCAUGAAGCUCCACGAGGUUCCCAAGGCGUUGUCCGAGCGGGUGAUGGACUACGUGGUGUCGACCUGGGCCAUGACCAAAGGCAUCGACACCAACAAGGUAGAAAAUGAGGUGCUGAACUACUGCCCCAAAGACAUGAAGGCCGACAUCUGCGUCCACCUCAACCGCAAAGUCUUCAACGAGCACCCCGCCUUCCGCCUCGCCUCGGACGGCUGCCUGCGCGCCCUCGCCAUGCACUUCACCAUGAGUCACUCGGCGCCAGGGGACCUACUGUUCCACACGGGGGAGUCCCUGGACACCCUGUGCUUCAUCGUGACGGGAUCCCUGGAGGUGAUUCAGGACGAUGAGGUGGUGGCGAUCCUGGGCAAGUGUGACGUGUUCGGCGACACCUUCUGGAAGGACCCCACGGUGGGCCAAAGCGCCGCCAAUGUGCGCGCGCUCACCUACUGCGACCUGCACGCCAUCAAGCGGGAGAAGCUGCUGGAGGUACUCGACUUCUACCACGCCUUCGCCAACUCCUUCGCCAGGAACCUCGUGCUCACCUACAACCUCAGGCACAGACUGAUCUUCCGUAAGGUGAGCGACGUGCGGCGGGAGAAGGAGCUGGCGGAGCGGCGCAAGCACGAGCCGCAGCAAGAACUGAGUCACGACCACCUCGUCAGGAAGAUCUUCUCCAGUGCCAACGAGAAAAACUGGAGAUUUCGACGUGACAAAGGCGGCGGCUCAGGCACCCCAAACAGCGCCUCCUCUGACGUGGUGGGCGGGAACGGGCGCGAUGUGGAGAGAGGGUCAGGAGAGAGGUCUGAUACUGAUGUGGUGGGAACAACUGAUGCUUUGAAGGUGGUGAAGAUGCCUCCAGCUCGAAUGAACAACAUCUGUGAGACAAAUGGACCGAGAAAAUGGAAAAACAUCUUUGGUCGCAACGAAGGCGGCGGCGGCGGAGAGGACGAAGGCUCUACCACUGAUGACUGUAACAAAAAGAAUCUCAUGCAAGACGGUGUUCUGAGAGGACUCAGCACCAAACACAACACCAAUCUAUCCAAGACCCUGGGCGUCACCCCCAAGCGGGCCAACACCUCCUCCUCCUCCACCACCACCCCCAGCACAGGCACCGCUCACAACAACAACCACAACAACAACAACAACAACAACAGUUCCAAGACCGUAGUUAAAAAGGACACGCUUGGCCUGGAGGGCAGCACCAAAUUCAAGCUGAACAAGCUGGACUCGCUUGACUCAGGAGUGGGGCGUGACCACAAAAACAAGCUGCAGGACAACGACUCAGGCAACGUCACGGACUACCUGGCGCCCGUCACGCCCGGGGUCACGCCCGCUGACUGCCAGCAGAUCAUCGCAAGUCUCAUGGACUUCAAGGUGGACCUCAAGCUGGAGAUGCAGCGCAUGAACCAGAAGCUGACCAAGCUGGAAGACAACAUGAACGACGUGAUGGCGCGCAUGAACACCGUGCAGCGCUCAGCCUCGCAGCCUGUCAGCGUGCGGCCCCCGGGCGACGACCACGCGGGGCGGGUGGCGGCGCGGCGGGAGCGGGAACGGGAGAGGGAGCGUGAGCGUGAGCGUGAUCGGACCACCACCGUCACCGCCGCGGACGGGUCAGGGGACGCGGGCGAGGACGCCAAGCAGAGCAUGCCCAAGGUAACGGCCAGCGAGGAGCCGCGCAAACCCAAGCGGCGCGACAAGAGCCGCACGAAGAGCGCUGCCGCCACGCCGCGCAGCUCCCCCACGGACUCCAACUCCCCCACGGACUCCAUGGUGCGCGGCAUGCUGGAGGACGAGAUUCUGGAGCAGGCGUCCUCGCCACGCGGUGAGCAUCCCCCGCCCCCCACCAAGUCCCGCUCGCGGGAGUACCUCUGAGACGCCAGUACAAGCCCGCACGGGCCCCGGGCCUGCACGGGUACGGCAGCACAAGUGACCCGCCACGGCCGGCCUCGCCCGCCGCGCCACCGCGCACGAUGACGCAACACCUUUUUGCUACCAGAUAAUACUCCUGACUGAUUUUGCUGUUGCUAAGUAUUUUACAGAUGAAGAGAGUUAGGCGGGGACCAAGGUGGGAGCUGCAGCACGGCGGCCGCCCCUGGGCCCCGCCUACCGCUGCCUCCCGCCCCCCAGGCCACCCGCUCACCCCGGGGCGCCCUGGGGCUGCCUGGGGCUUCCUGGGGCUGCCUCGCCAAGCCGCUAACCUCGCUCAGGAGCAGCGACGCGCGCCCUCGUGUUCAGGACGAGACUCUGCCCCGCAGCGGCCCGCGCAGGACACGUCCCUCAGUACGCGCAACGAGGACACAAGGACCCGACGAGCAGGACGGGCGGCGACGUGGACCAAGGCAGAUGGUGGCGGGGCCCGGCCGGCUCCCCGGCAAUACUCCCCUCGCCCUUCCCCCGGCCCGGCCAGGCGGAAGGGAGCGGAAACAGUCUCAGCAUUUACACAUAAGUACCGUCCCGUUUGUUUUGUACAUAACAAAACAGUGUUUCGUCAAGGAACUCAAGAGCGGCGUCGCUCGGCCGAGGUGUGUUGAGUUUCGUCGCAAACUAAUGUAUAUUAUUUGACUUUUGUGCUACAGUGGAAGUUUUCAAUAUUUAUAUUUCUUGUGCUGAUUGUUACUGUUCCAACUGAUCUGUGAUAACACGUCUGUGUAGAUACAAGAGCGUGACGCGGUGUGGCGCCAACCCCCCCCUCCCCCUCACCCCCUCACUCCCAACGUUACGCCCCUCCUCCUCCCCCCAUCCCCUGCUCCCCCCCUCCUCUCUCACCUCUUCUCGGCUUCACUAUAAUCAACUAUAGCAGCCGCCUCAGCAGUGACCCCGUGACCUCCAGCGACCUGCGCCUCCUGGCCUGACCUCACCUCACCCCCUCGCCGUGUGACCUUGUGUGAACGGAGGCGAGCUUGACCCCUGACCCAUUACCCCUCUUUCACUGUCCUUCCCUCAUCUCUCGUCACAACACACUGCAUCCUCUACCUCUUCCUCCUCCUCCUCCUCCUCCUCCUCCUCCUCCUCCUCCUUUGGCCACAGCAGGAUAAUACUCGUAACCCUCGAAGCUUCCGUGAGCCUUCCUUCGUAUCCUCGUCUUCGUCCUCCUCUCGUCCUCGUCCUCGUCCUCGUCCCCACAACUGCUGCUUCUUACGACACGCAAAUCUUACGAUGUUCUCGCGUCGUUUCGUGUUUCAAUACUAGACUUCCUGCGUAUAUAUGAGUGUUCCGCAUCUCCGUGACGUGUGUGGGUGAGUGAGUGUGAGUGAGCACGCGAGUGGGUGAGUAAGUGUGGGUUUUAGGGUAUACAGCGAUGAAAUGUAGCGAGUGAGUGAAGAGAGUGGGUUAAUGAGUUGAAAUGGUGAGCUAUGAGAGUGUAUAGUGAGUGAGUACGUGAGUGGGUGAGUAAGUGUGGGUUUUAGGGUAUACAGCGAUGAAAUGUAGUGAGUGAGUGAAGAGUUAGUGAGCUGAAAUGGUGAGUUAUGAAAGAAUAGUGAGUGAGUAAGGAAAUUUACGAGUGAGAGAGGGUUAUUCAAGCGCAUUUCAAAGGUGACGGAGUUGAAGACGAGGAAACCCAUGAGAAACUUAGCACCCCAAAUGGCCGCACGUCCCUGACCCCCCACACACACCUGUACACACCUGUCUCACCUGUCCACCUUCCUUACCUGAACUGUCCUAUCGUAACCAUCCGCUUUGCUCUCCACACACUCCACAACCUGAACAUUCCUCUUGUAUACCAAACAUUCCACGAGUCACGAGUGUUUAGCGUGUUAUUCCACCACUCCACUCCUGCUUCCCGCUCACACUCCACACACAGACACACACAUACACAUACACGCAUACACACACACACACACACUUCUUGACUGUUUCACCGUCCAGCACUGUUCUCUUCACCAGAUGGCUGUUACCCCCUCCCCCCUCAAGAACACUUACAAAAAGCUCUGCGGGUGUUCUUCUUCACGUUCUCUCAGCCGCUUUUGCCGACAGCUGGAAUACGAGUGUUGCUAUUGAUGGUGUUUUAAUCGAGUUUAUUUUUCCCUGUGUGUUCCGUAACGGCAUAUCGUCCCCUCGUGGGCUGCUUCUGCGCCGCCUCCUGUCUGCUUCAGAUUGCCUCCGUGUCCUACUCCUCAGUGCCCUUCUUUCGUGUCUACUUUCAUGUCCCCCACUCUGUUCUUCAUCAUGUCCGCAUUCUUAAGCGUUUCGGCGUCUUAACUUCGACUGCUCUCAUUUGGUUCUAGUGGGUUCGUUGCUUCCAAGAGUGUUUUUAUGAUCCCAGUGACGGAUGAGCAAAGGUUCAGCACCAGUGGGGAACAGAACACCUGUGGGAGUCAGUCUGAUCACCUCAGUGGCCGUUGAAAACAGUCCUCGUGAGCCGGAAGGUUUCAGAAUGCGGGGCUUGGUCUCCACGCCCUCCCUCACUCCGAGAAUUCCAGCGCGGGACGCCGAAUUCUGUAGCUUUACCUCUUUGUUUCCCUCUUCGCCGCCUUCUUCAGUAGACAGGACCCGGCAGCUUAGCGACGCCCCUGCAGAUGGCCACGCGGUCCUGUGUUUCCCCUUCCCCGCGCCCUGGCACCCGGUUCUCCACUGCCACGCUGAACACAGACCUUGGGGAAACGGACGAUCAAAAUUUCUGUUCUACUCACUGCUUCUCUCUGGUCCCGUAGCCCCUUCGAUAGCGAGCGCUUUGUGUUCUCCGACAGCGUAGUGUAGAUGUAGCUGCUAGGAUGGUUUUCUCCCUUCCUCACGCCAUGCUACCUGUCUCUGUCUGUCUCUAUCUCGCAUAUAACAGGGUCUUCAUCAGUUUAGUCUUACCUUCCCUUCUUUUUCAAGUGUCCUUUCUCUUCUCUGCUUUUUAUUCAUAGUUUCUCCUACGUUCCUCUUCCUCAAAGUUUCCUUAUGCUGUCUUCCUUCCUCCAGCUCUUUCUUUCAAUCUUUCCUCGUGUUUUCAUUGGUAAAUAUUUUUUUUUUUUAAAUAGCCAUCGAGUCAGUCACGUGUGCAAUAAACCAACUAAGAGAAAAAACAUAAAACAAGAAGAAAACGAGAGAAAGAACUUGAAAUUCCAACGCGAAACAAAAAACCGGCGACUCAGACUAAAGAAAACGAGGGUCGUGUUGCGGGUAAGACUCAACCAUUUUUUCUAUUACUGUGGGAGACGAUCCCCUUCAGCCUGCAAGCACGUGGGGGCCGCUCCAGCUCGCCAUUCAUUGUGUCGUUGGUGCAUUGUCAUUGUAUAAACCAUUAUUCAUGUGAUGCAUUGUAGCUUUGUGCUGUGUGACCUUCGUCGGGGCUGCUGGAGGAGGAACUGCCCCGCCCGGUGGUUCCUCCUAAUGGUUUCCUGGUGGUUCGUUUCCCUGGUGACUUCUUUAACCAUGCCCUCAUUCCUCGCCAAUUCUCCCAUUACUGUUAUAUUUCCUUGCUUCUUUUCUGUUUUUUUUUCUUUCUUUCCUAUGUAAUUUCCUAUAGAUAUGUUUAUUUUUCUUCUUUCCUCCCUCAUUUCUCGUCAGUUCUCUCAUUCCAGUUACAUUUUUUUUUCCUGUUUCAAGUUCUUCAUCUUUCCUUCUUCCUUCCUUCUUUUCCGUCUUUUUUUCAUGUAGCUUUCCUCUAUGUCUGUAUUUUUUCCUUUUUCCUUUCCUUCUUUUCUUCUUUUUAUGACUUUCUUGAGAAUAUUUUCCUUCCUUCCUUGUUUCCUUCCUUCUUUUAUCCUCACUCGUAUUUUCCUCGCUUAUUUUCCCCACUUAUUUCCAGGUGAAGAUUUUUUUUCCCUAUUUCUGUCUUUCCGUCUUUAUUCUUUUUACUGUGAUUUGUUCCUUCUUUCCUUCCUUCCUUCUUUCCUUCCUUUCUUUCCUUUAUUCCGGCUGGUGGCAUCCCUCGACAGUUUUCCUUACUUAUUUCCUUUCUUUGUUCCUUGACUUACUCCUAACUCAUUUAUUCUUUUCCCUUCGCCAUAUAUUUUUUCCUGUCCCAAUUUUCCCACCAUCAUUAAUCUUAGUUUCUUCCCAAAUCUAAUUAUGUUCUUCCCUAAUGUUUUUUUUCUCUCUCUCUCUCUCUUCUUUCCCUUAUUCCUCUCUUCUUUCCUUUUUUUAAUUAUCCUCUCUUAUUUCUUUUUUCCUUCCUUCUUCACCUCUUGCUCUUUUUAAUAACUUCUAUUUUCAUUAUUUUUCUCUACUCACACUUUCCUUCAUUCCUUCUAGUCAUUUUUUUCCUCAUAAUCUCUCUUUCCUUGUCUUUAUCCUUCCUUCUUCGUAUUAUUCCUUCUUUGCUUCUCCUUUCCUUUCUUCAUCCUUGUUCUCUUAAUGAAUCUUUUAAUUCCUUCUUUCAGUGACACUCUUCCCUCCUUCCUUCCUUAUUUACUGUUGUAAUGGUGUUUCUAUCAUCAUUUCCUUCCUUCGUCUCCCAAUACCCUUCAUCUCUUCCUUCCCCCGGGUAAUCCUUCCUUCCCAGACGUGGCUCUAAUCCUUCAAAGGUCCCAAAAGUGGCUCACACACACACACACACACACACACACACACACACAGAGAGAGAGAGAGAGAGAGAGAGAGAGAGAGAGAGAGAGAGAGAGAGAGAGAGAGAGAGAGAGAGAGAGAGAGAGAGAGAGAGAGAGAGAGAGAGUGGGGGGGAGAGAGAGAAAACUGCUGUCAAACACUGGUGGCAGCAGUAGGAUCUAAACAAACAAGCACACACACACACACACACACACACACACACACACACACACACAAGCCCACAGCGAAAAACAGGGGCCACGGUGCAUAGGUAGGAGUCACUAACUGGGCGAGGGAACCCUAGGAAGGACCUCUAAUGACCCCCAAGGCACAAUACUCAGGGGACUUCUCUCUCCUUUCCCUCCCCCCUUCCCUCCCUCCGUCAGAUAAGGUUGCACAACUGUUCUAAGCUUGCGAAGGUCACUGGCAUUGUAUCAUAAAGUGGCAUAAUUCAAAAUAUUUCCAUAAUCAUGUAUCUUUAUGCAAUAACAAAUAAAUUACGGAUCUGACUUCAAUACAACGCUUUCCAUACGGUUUGUUUUUUGAGUGCGUGGGACGGGCGCUCUUUCACUCCCGUCCCGUCCCCGCAUACAACCUAGAUCUCCUUCAUUAUACAAAAUAUAAUGUAUAUACAGCACUGUACAAAUAUUACAUCUUUCAGGUAAUAAAGUUUUAAUUUCAUUCUUA